CGGAGCGUCCGGCGCAGGCGUAGUGCUGGCGGCGCAGCGCGCAGGCGCAGAGCGCCCCCCCAUGCCGCGGCGGCCGCAGCUGCUGAGGUACCUGCCGUCCAGGAUCAUCUGUUUGCUGCUCUGAGCAUCAGUUGGCUUCACUUCCAGAACCAUGGAUGAACUUCAGGAUGUUCAGCUGACAGAGAUCAAACCACUCCUGAAUGACAAGAAUGCAGCUCGCAACUUCCAGGACUUCGACUGUCAGGAACAUGACAUUGAGACAGCAUUUGGAGUGGUCCAUGUCACCAUGAGGGGCACACCCAAGGGGAACAGACCUGUCAUCCUCACAUACCAUGACAUUGGCCUCAACCACAAAUCCUGUUUUAAUGCAUUCUUUAACUUUGAAGACAUGCAAGAGAUCACUCAGCAUUUUGCUGUGUGCCACGUGGAUGCACCAGGCCAGCAGGAAGGAGCCCCCCCAUUCCCAUCUGGGUACCAGUACCCCAGUAUGGAUGAACUGGCUGAAAUGCUGCCAGCUGUUGUGACACACCUGAACCUGAAAAGCUUCAUUGGGAUUGGACUAGGAGCUGGUGCUUACAUCCUCAGCAGGUGUGCACUCAGCCACCCCGACCUGGUGGAGGGACUCGUCCUCAUUAAUGUUGAUCCAUGUGCAAAGGGAUGGAUUGACUGGGCAGCAUCCAAGUUUUCAGGCUGGACAACCAACAUUGUGGAUAUUGUGUUGGCACACCAUUUUGGCCAUGAGGAACUGCAGGCAAACCUAGAUUUGAUCCAAACAUACAGGCUUCAUAUUGCACAGGACAUUAACCAAGAUAACCUUCAGCUGUUUCUCACCUCAUACAACAGUCGUAGAGACCUGGAAAUUGAGAGGCCAGUUCUUGGCAUCAAUGAAAAUACUGCAAAAACACUCAAGUGCCCUGCCCUGCUAGUGGUGGGUGACAACUCACCUGCUGUGGAAGCAGUGGUGGAAUGCAAUUCACGUCUUGACCCUACCAAAACUACCUUCCUGAAGAUGGCUGACUGCGGGGGCCUUCCACAGGUGGUUCAGCCUGGGAAGCUGACUGAAGCCUUCAAGUACUUUUCAGGAAUGGGCUACAUGCCAGCAGCCAGCAUGACCCGGCUGAUGCGCUCCCGCACCCACUCCUCCUCCAGCAUGGGCUCUGGGGAUAGCAUCCGCAGCCAGUCCCACACCAGCAAACAUGUGAAGGAAGUGCUGGAACCCCAGAAGGAAUUGACCUCCAGGAUGCACCUCAAACCAUGGAAGUAUCCUGUUAGGCAGGAGCCCCUCUUCUGGAUUCCGACAGCUCCGCUCGCCCCACGGAACCCACUCACAAUCUAGCAUUUCAUCCAACAUGGCAUUAACUGUUCUCCCUAACUUGUGCAUGCCCAUCUGAGCUGCCACCUCCUCGGUAGUCUGUACUUGGCAUUACUUUGGUCCUUUCUGUAUGCCCUUGGCAUCAGAGCCUCUCUAAAACUCGUUAACAUUCCGCAGUCCUAGUAAGUCACAUUACUGUACAUGCUGAUGCCAUCUCCUGUCUGUGCUGUAUAUCAAUCCAGAUGACAGCCGUUGUCUCCCCUGUUCAUUUAAAUAUAAUUUCUGUGGCUUUGUGAGGUUUAGAAUUGCUUUCUAGUUGUGCUUCUGCUAAAGGACCCUUGUGGUGCAGUUGGUAUGGCAUCUGUGGGACAUGGGAAAGCAAGGCCAUGAUGCUGGGGAACUCCAGGUGCUGGAGCAGGUGAUGCUCCUCGGGAGAGCUGAGCCUGGAGUGCAGAACCCAUCAGAAGGUCUUUGUGUUCCCAGGUCUCUUGGCAUGCCAGGCAGCCGUGGGGAAAACAUAUGGUCAGAAAUACUGUCUUGGUCUCAUCUCUGUGUGUGUGUUAAGAAGGAGCAGAGUGAUUUCUUACCUGAGCCUCCUGAAAGAGCAAAGCAAUUAACAAGUAACCUUACAGUAACUGAGGUGCACUACUAACCGAGUACAAGGGAUUACACUGCAGCAGCCCUGGCUUCCAGCACCCUCUGCUGCCCCUCUGCCUCUCCUGUGGAAGGGCCAGAUGCAGUUAAUACCCAGUCACUGUUCUGUCCUGGCACAAGUGAAUCUCUAACACCAAGGAGACUGUGAAAUGGGUGGCAGCCCCUUGUCAGUGGAGAUCCAGAAACCUCCUGCACUGCCAGCACUGCUUCCCACUGCUGCCAGGUGAGGCAGGGUGCUUGCACAGGGCAGAAACUGAGGCUGGGGAAAUACCAGAGAAUGUGAAGGAUCACCAACAGGCACACGUUGGGUGGGUCAGGUCAGGGAGUCUGAGCAGGGAAUGCCUCUGUGCAGGUACCAUCCACUGUCUUCAUGGAAUUCACAGUCCUGC
Messenger RNA from Calypte anna (Anna's hummingbird), 2355 nucleotides. RefSeq names its product NDRG family member 3 (gene NDRG3). Gene Ontology annotation, cellular component: cytoplasm. NCBI's taxonomy places the organism in Eukaryota, Metazoa, Chordata, Aves, Apodiformes, Trochilidae. The record is from RefSeq and is a predicted model, not a curated record. Gene Ontology annotation, biological process: signal transduction.